CCUAAUUCUUCGUCGUACAAAAUGAAUCUGUAAUUAUCAAGAACAAACAUUUAACGCGACGGGCCACAUAAAAUCCGUCGAAGGGCCGCAUGUGGUCCAUGAGCCACGGAUUUGACAUCCGUGGUUCACUCUGUGCUUAUUAUUAUUGAUUAUUUUUACUCCAUGAAUCGAUUAGUUGUUUAUAUCCAGACAAUAAUGAAAACGUUAUUUAUAUGAAAUAUUUGGUUUAUGAAGCUUCUUGUUUGAUCGAUUAUCAAAGUCGCUGAAUCAUUUUAGUAAUCAAUUCACUGCUGAUUAUUACAUUCAUGCAGCGGUUUACAUUAUGGUGAAGGCUCAGAUCUCUGCUAUAGCCUGGGUGGCAGGAAGCCCCCCCUCACUUCUGCAUGUUGUGAAUCAAUUGUGGGCCUCAGCUCGCUCCUGAUUGGUCCAGCGCUGAUACUACGAUGACAGCCGGGGCUGGUGGAGGGAGACAGCGAGCACCAAGUCCAUUGAUGAACUGCUGUGAGGAGAGAAGCAGGAGGUGUUUUGCUCAUUUAUUGCUGCUGAAGUCUAUUGGAUCUCUUUCCCCCUGCACUUGAGGAGGAAUGCACUACAGUGUGUGCUGUAACCGCUGGUCCUCUGACGAGAGGCUGGAUGGAAAGACUGUAAUCAUCACUGGAGCCAACACUGGUAUUGGCAAAGAAACUGCCAGGGACCUGGCGAGAAGAGGUGCACGCAUCAUCAUGGCGUGUAGAGACAUCGAGAGAGCAGAGGAAGCUCAAGCGGACAUUUUGGAAGACACAGGAAAUGAGAAUAUUGUUGUCAGGAAGCUGGAUCUGUCUGACAUUAAGUCCAUUAAAGCAUUCGCGGCACUCAUAAUCAAAGAGGAGAAACAAGUGAAUAUCCUGAUAAACAACGCAGGCAUCAUGAUGUGUCCUUACUCUAAAACUGCAGAUGGGUUUGAAUUGCAGUUUGGGGUCAAUCAUUUAGGUCACUUCCUGUUGACCCACCUGCUGCUGGACCUCAUCAAACGCUCAGCUCCGUCCCGUAUCGUCGUUGUGGCGUCUGUGGCUCACACCUGGACUGGACUUCACAUUGACGACAUCAACAGCGAGAGGAGCUACGACACCAUGAAGGCCUACGGACAGAGCAAGCUGGCUAAUGUCAUGUUCGCACGCUCCCUUGCCAAACGGUUACAAGGUACUGGGGUGAGUGUGUUCUCUCUGCACCCAGGGGUUGUGCAGUCUGACCUGUGGAGGCACCAGCACCAGUGUAUUCAAGUGGCCGUGAAGAUUUUUAAGAUUUUCACCAAGACAACACAGGAGGGAGCACAGACCACCAUCUAUUGUGCUGUGGAGCCAGGCCUGGAAAACCAGAGUGGAGGCUACUUCAGUGACUGUGCCCCGGCGAGAUGUUCAAGGGCCGCGUCUGAUGAUGACUUGGCCCAGAAACUGUGGGAAAUCAGCUGCAACAUGCUCGGCAUCAACUGGCAGUGAAUGGUGGAACAUCAGCUGUGCGCUUUUACUAUGAAAAUGAUGUAUUUUAUGACUUAAAGUACAAAACCAUACAAAAAUGGCUGAAUCCCGAUCAAGGGCUUAUUUCUAUUAUAAAUAUAUACAUUUAAAGAAUUGCAUUUAUCACAUAAUUUCAAGUUUUACUUGUUGGCAUUAAUUGAUUUUCAGUACUUUGUUGAAUAUGAAAACAGUUUUAUUUUACCUCUUAAUGUGGUUAUUAUUUGUUGUGUCGGUUUUGUGUUUGUAUUCCAGAUGCUGUUCUAUUUUGUAACAUGUUAGCUAGACGUUAGCUCGCUGUUUGAAAGUAGCAUGUGAUUGACAGUUAAAGCCCUUAUUUUAAAUGGCAACAAGAAACGGAUCAUGUUCUGCCUUUGCAACAUUUCAGUUGUCAGGAAGUCAUUUUGGUGAGCAUAGUGGUGCAGUGGUUAGCAUUGCUGCCUCAUGGCUAAAAGGUUGUGUGUUUGAAUCUGCCGGCCAGUCCAAAGCCUUUGGGGUGAAUAUGAGCGUGAAGUUCCUGAAGCAUUUCCUGUAUGCCGAGUGAGGAACAACAUAAAAUGGUUCUGCAUCAGCAUUUAUAGUGUUGCAGUGGCUGCAAAUAAAUGAACAUAUGAGUGCUGAUUUGUUAGAAUACUGUGAAACGACCAUGGAUCAGACAAUGUCAGCAGAGGAGACGGUCUCUAAUACGGUCUUGGGUUAAUGCAGGACAGGAAUGUGGACAUGUGUCCCAAAACGAAAUUUGAGGACACACUUACGAAUUUGAGGACGGAUAGGGAGUCUUCAGACCUGAGGACCAGGUGUGAAUGGGGUCUAGACUCAAGUAAAUUGUAACCACAAAAUGGCUACAUAUAAUUAUAAUAGGAUUAUAAUGGACCAACUGUUUGAGGCUUUAGCGAACCCUCUGACACUGGGAAUGUGACAGCAUAUACCUGUUGUAAAAACGAAACCUGUUAAAAUGACUCUUCUUCUUUGUCACUUUUUGACAUUGCUGCCUCUGUGAGCUCUGAUUGUAAAGGCAAUGUUGUUGACAGCCCGCUGAGUGGACCUUUUCAGAUGCAGCAACAUGUGACACUGGUGUGAAUUUGCCUUUCAGCGCUAAGAGAUUAGGUAAACUGAGUGUAUUCAUGGUGAGAGAAUCGAGGGUCUUAAAGUCUAAGCUAGUGCCACCCAAACAGAUGACUGAAUUUCAAUGCAACGUUCUCCACGGUCACUUCAUUAAAGUGACACGUGGAAAAUAGUAAUGCUGGAAUCCUGGCGCCCACAGCGUAGUGCUGUUUAGUAUCAUUCAGUGCUGUGCUAAGUGACUGAUGUCCCAAUGUCCCACAAAACAGUGUGUAGAAUGAAUAAUGCAGAGUAAAGACUAAUCUUUUUAUUUCCUGAAAAUUACCCUGUGUUAGUCACACUUUGUAAUAACUAUAGUAAAUAUCACAGAUCAAUAGAAAAUGCCAGAUUAUCAAACUUGUGUUAAUCUAAAUCACAUGCGGGAGUAUUAAGGAGGAAAGGAAUGUGCUGAAGAAGUGGCUGCACAAAUAUAGGACUAAUGCUCCCUCUAUAAGACAUGCAUGUUGUGAUUUUGAUGCACACUUUGCAUUUAUCAAAUAAUCAACUGUCAGAAACUGGGAAUGAAAUAAUGUAAAUCAGAUUUAGUUGAUUAUAUCCACCUUGUCCAGAGCACUUUUGUUGAGUUGCUUGGUCUUGUUUUCACAUCAGACGAAUGGGUUUUGUACGCAAUUCUUCGAUGAAGGCCACUUCUUGCCAGACUUCUCCAGCCAGACAGUAAAUGGAUUAACCCCAAGUUUCUGCCAAUUUUGAGCUGAUGUGCACUGCUGGUCAUCUCCCGAUUCAGAGGGAAAGUAAUCGUGAUGUGUCUUUCAUCUGCCACACCAAGUUUCCUUGGUCCUCACUGUUGCCUGUUUUGUUGUGCUUCUUCAAAAGAGCAUGAACCAGUGGUGUGCACAGGGGAGUGCAAUUGCCCCCCCCUGGUGUCCUAAUGGACAAAAACAUGGCAUGCCAAAGUACCUCCUAGAGUGGUAAAAACAUGAGGAAGUUCAUAUGUGGUCUCUAAAGCAAAGUAUACAUUUUAAAAAUGUAUUGUUUCUAAAGGAGUGCCUUUCUAGUGGAGAAAAGUGGAACAGUAUGGGAUGACCUCUUGUUAAGGGAGUGAUGUCACUUCCUCUAGGUGUCAGUCAGGGUUAUGGGCAGGUGACGAUAAGACAUUAUGUUAGUGGUUUCACGCUUAGUGCACAUUUUAUUCCUUAAAAUGGUGUCCUGUACAGCAGUACUCCCUGCCUCUAAUAAAACUACCGUUAAGCUGCAGCACA
Messenger RNA from Solea senegalensis (Senegalese sole), 3811 nucleotides. RefSeq lists its product as uncharacterized. The transcript has 7 exons. The coding region runs from base 585 to 1475 and encodes 296 amino acids. The record is from RefSeq and is a predicted model, not a curated record. Lineage: Eukaryota; Metazoa; Chordata; Actinopteri; Pleuronectiformes; Soleidae.